AUGCAGGAUAAGAUGUGCGAAGAGAGGAAACGAGAGAAUGGACUUCUGAACGAAUGCUUGGUUGCGACAAUCCAUGGAAAUGGUCGAAAAUCUUCCGGCGGUGUACUUGUGGGACGAAUGGUCUCGGCUUGCUGGUUGAAACGUUGUCAGAGUCCUGCUGAUGGCGACCUUCUUCGCCAGCUCCUACUCCCUCAGAAUGUCUUCAAAAACAGAACUCGUUGUGAACGCCUCGGGUGUCUCUGCUGGUUAUCCCACUUUCGACCCAGAAUGACCUCACACCUAGUUCUUGCAACUAGAAAAUAUCUUCAAAUCGCGAGGCCUUGUCUAACGAGGAAGUGGUUUCAGCACGCUAUCGUCGCACUAUCAGACAACGUCGAAUCACAAUUUACAGCCAUCACCCCCAAGCCGCCGGGGAACAACUCCUACGACCAACUCAAGAAAGCUGUUAUCAGUCGUCUAUCUGCUUCCUGA
Messenger RNA from Rodentolepis nana, 471 nucleotides. NCBI's taxonomy places the organism in Eukaryota, Metazoa, Platyhelminthes, Cestoda, Cyclophyllidea, Hymenolepididae. The record is from the annotation of a GenBank genome assembly.